Engraulis encrasicolus (European anchovy) is the source of this 4951-nucleotide messenger RNA. It is a transcript of the gene ism2b, whose product is annotated as isthmin 2b. The record is from RefSeq and is a predicted model, not a curated record. NCBI's taxonomy places the organism in Eukaryota, Metazoa, Chordata, Actinopteri, Clupeiformes, Engraulidae. Bases 538 to 2274 code for a protein of 578 amino acids. The transcript has 6 exons.
UCAGCCCUAUAGUUUUUUUUGAGCGCGCGCCGGUGCGGGUCGGGAGAGUGCGUGGGCUAGAGAGCGUCGUUCGGGGAUUUUAUAGGUCUGCUUGAGCUCAACGCAGUGUGGACUGUUCGAGUCUGUCUCCGGACUGGUCACUGACCGAGGCGCACGCACCCGCACAUAACGGGUAGCACAUGGUCAGGGGGAGAGCAGUGAAGUCUGACAGAGUGCGUCGCGCGCAGUCAGGAUUUUCAAACGGAUCACCACGACUGAUACAUUCAUUGACGACUGGUGUUUUCAGGUUUAUUUCUUCUGGACGUUGUGGUAGAAUUUAUUUUGAAUGCCAUUUCGCUUCUCUUUGAAGUUAGGCCUACACUUGGAGAAAGAAAUUUGACAUUUGUUCUUCCUGUGUCCAUAGCCCACUUGAUCAUGCAUUUCCUUUUGAAAGAGACAUUUUUCUUCGAAUUCAGACACGUAUUGAAAACACCACAAGUACCGCGUUGAGUUAAGCAGAAGUAGCGUUUGGGGUCUUGUCUGCAGCAUAAGGUAGAAAUGAUUAAUGCAAAAACAGAAGUUUUGUUGCUCUUGGGCGCUUUCCUCAUCGCCUGCUGCAUUGGGAACGUGGAUGGUUUGCCUCGGUACCACCAGAGCCAAACCAGUAAACUACAGGAUGCGGUUUUUCCUGAGGCAAAUCUGCAGACACCUACCAAGGAGGUCCAUCACCACCCGCAUCACCCACACGGCCCCCUGCAUCACCUGAACCAGGUGCAGAGCGUGCUGUCGUCUCCGCGCCAUCGUCACAAGCGGAGGUGGUCUCAGCUCCGCUCCGCAGGGGUGCUCCCUAAACCUCAGCCCCAGGAGGAGGUGGAGGAGCAGCAGGAGGAGGAGGACACCAAGCCUUUCGUCCUGGAUCUGAAGAACUUUCCAGAACUGGCCAACGCCGAGAUCAGUUCCCAGAACCCAAACAUUCAGGUCACCAUAGAGGUGGUGGACGAGCCGCAGAUGCAGAUGGAGAUGGAGAUGGAGCUAGCCGGCAGCGAGACCGACAGCAAAUGGCCUCCUCCCCUCGCCUCUUCCUCUCCAGUCCUAGGAGUCGCCGCCUCGGCUACACUGGCCUCCUCCUCAUCCUCCUCCUCCUCCUCCUCCUCAUCAUCAUCAUCAUCUCUCUCCAUCUCUUCCACCUCGGCCUCUUUACCCACCUCUCUGUCCUCCUCCUCCUCCUCCUCCUCCUCCUCCUCCUCCUCCUCCUCCUCCUCCUCCUCCUCAGCUCCUUCCACGGUGGACUGGCCGGAGGGGAAGAAGCUCUUCUGGCCCCUGUUCUGGGGCUACACGGACUCGGACUCGAGCGAGGACGGCACCGGGCGCUCCUCCCUGGAGGACGUGGGAGGAGGCGGAGGGGGCGUGGGGGAGGAUGACUAUCCUCUGGAGUACGAUAGCGGAGAGCCCCCGCUGAGUGGAGUGGACGUGACCGGAGGAGGAGGAGGAGGAGCAGGAGGAGGAGAAGGAGGGGAAUGGGACAGCCAGUGGAACGAAGGAUGGGACGCCACGCAGGGAUACGACGAGAUGAGUGAGGAGUGGAGCACCUGGUCCCCCUGCAACGUGACAUGUGGCCAGGGCCAGCAGAUACGCAGACGCACGUGUGGCUACGCCUGCACUGCCACGGAGACGCGCACCUGCGACCUGGAACCAUGCCCCGAUGAUCUAAAUUUGGUGGCCGACCUGUUCCCGUUUCCAAUGGUGAAUGGCUCCGAACCCUUCGGCACCGACGUGGACACCUGUGAGAAGUGGCUGAACUGUAAGAGCGAGUACCUGCAGCAGUAUAUUCAGACGGCGCUGGCGGAGCUACCCAGCUGCCCUUGCGUCUACCCCGAGGGCCUGGCGCUGGCGGCGGCGGCGGUGGAGGUCUUCGACGAGGUCCACGUUCGGACGUUUGGCUGGCACGAUGCCAGCAGCCCAAAGGACCGCCUGGAUAUCUACAAGCCGUCGGCGAGGACGUGCGCCCGGUCGGCCCUGCGGAGCGACGGCACGACGCUGGCGGCCCAACACUGUUGCUACGACGAGCAGGGGCAGCUCCUCACGCGAGGGAAGGGCGCCGGCACGCCCAACCUCAUCAGCACCGAGUUCUCCCGCGAGCUCCACUUCAAGGUGGACGUGCUGCCCUGGAUACUGUGCAAGGGCGACUGGAGCCGGUUCCACGAGGUGCGGCCGCCCAACAACGACCUGGGGUGCCCCGCCAACCCUCACGAGGACGUCUUCAUGAACGAGCUGGAGGAGGCUCGCGAGUACUGAGGAGGAAGGACGGACACCGGACUGGAUCAGAACCGGAACUGGAUUUAAAAAAGCGGACGGGAUGGGAACUGAUCUGAUCCAGACUGAAAGUGGACAGAAACCAGACUUAAACCGAACCACCAGAUCAGGGCUGGAUGAACUACAAUAGAUUGGGUUGGUAGUCCUGUCAUAUAUGCCUUCUACCUGCCUGCAUGUUCACACAGUUGUUCACACAGGUGCGUUCACCAAGCUCCACCCAGGGAUCAACUGGCUGACUGAAUUUGGUUGAAACAGAUACUAUGUGGCGGAUGCCUUUACUAACUGAUCCUGGAUUAGUCCACCUCUGACCAGUGGCAAAUUGAUGCAGACUGUUUCAGAUUAUUAGAGGAAGAAAAAUAAGUUUGACUGACCGAUCACCUCCACCAAGGCUCAAGAAGAGUUCAAAACUGGAUGGCAAGGCCAGAAAGAUGCAGUGUUCGAUGGAAAGCAAGGUAUAUUUAGGUAUAGUACAUCACCAAAACACCAAUGAAGUCAAGCCGUAUCCCGUCCAAUAACAAGGAACUCAAUCAAACCACAAAAAUAUGUCUCUCAAUGUGAGGCCAAUGUUCCACUUGGUAGUUUUCGCAAACCGCUUCACCGACCACUCAAGCUAACUCAAACUCCAGACUUACUCAAAACAUGCCCAAACAAAGAUUUUUUUCAUCAUGGUCUUUUUUAUGGAUUUCUUAAAUCAUCCAAGCUCUGGUGCGACAUCAAGCACAAGAGCACAAUGCCCGUUUUCAUCAGUCAUUUUGUUGUUGUUGCUGUUGUUGUUUUUCUUGUUGUGGUUGGCAUGUGUACUGCAUGUAACUUAAAUGCCACUCUGGUCUCGGCAGGACCAGCAUGUUACAUACAUGUAUGUCCAUUGGCAAGGCAGCAUUUAGAGAUUUCAUCAGGUUUUUCUUUAAAACCAAUGUCAAUGAAUUGUCACACACGCAGAUAUACACACGCACACAAAAAUACAGACAGGAAGACACACACCAUUUGCUAAUGUCAGUGACGCUGCUUAGAUGAUGCUGUGUGACUAGGUGGGUGUCUGACACUGAUGUGUAGAGAUGUAGUACUAUGAUGUUUGAUUAGACACAAGUCCUUUUAAGAUUUUUUAUUUCUUUUUCAAACAGUCACCCACCCACACACAUACAGCAUGUAAAAAAAACAGCUUGCAAUGGGCUGAGACAUUAGACAGAGUUCUUUUUCUUCAACUGAAACUAAGCAACACCAACUUAACGGGAUCAAACACUGCAUGUGUUUGUGUGACUGGGCCAUGUUGUCUUGACUGUGGGAAGCUCAGCCUUUGGAAACUAUUUUGGCUCAGAGAGAGAGAGAGAGAGAGAGAGAGAGAGAGAGAGAGAGAGACUGAGAGGUCCGCAGGCUCAAAUAGAGCUCAACACUGCCGCAAAGUGGGAGAGAAUGUGAGACACCCAGUGUUCAGUAUUCAGUGCCCCAGUGAAGUGGGUGGUGUAAUCAAAAUCAGAUGUACCGUAAUGAACAUCUUGACAAGAUAUCUUAUUAAGCAUCUAGAAGAUGGAAGAGCAUCUGUCGACUGGCAAACACGCCCAUGCCAACACCGGCCUUAAACAACAACUCUCUUUGCUUGGAUUGCCCUUGCUUGCUGUCAUUCCCAAAUUAGCCAUUUAAAAAAAAAACAGAUUUUUGUUCUAUCAAGAAACUUUGGAGCAAAACAUUGUACAUGCCACCUCUCAUUAGAAGUCAGUUGUUGCUAUGUUUGUCAAGCACCUGUGUUUAUUGAUUGCUUUUUUUUUUUUGGACACAUGCCUCCUUCCUUUUAAUACUGUCAGCAAAUCACUGACAAUUCCUGGCACCGAAAGGAGAGGACAUCUUUUCACUGUUAAACUCAGGGGGAGAUCAUUAUUAUUUCAGUUAGAGUAAAUGUACCUCUAUGACGAAGCACUAUUGGUACUUAGCGUUAAUGAAGAACGAUGAAUGUUAGCGAGUAAAAUAUAUGGAUAAAGUAGUUGGUGUAAGUGAAGAUCGGAGAAUGAAUGGCACACUGUUGAUACCAUUUGUGCAUUUGCAUAAUAAUCCAGCUGCAGUCUUUAUUGGCAAAAGUAUGAAGUUCUUGCUCAUGUCAGUCAAUGUAUAUGUUAUAAUGAUAUAAUUAUUAUAUAUCUCACUAUUAUUCCAAUAACAUGUUACGAUGCCUGUAUUAAUUUGUGGACUAUUUUCAGGAACAUAAUGAUUUUGUGGUGUGUGUGCAUAAUGUGCGUCACACUCACACUUUAUGAAAGGCACUUUAUUCAAAGUAGGCUAUAUAUGAGAGUUGACCCGUCAAAUGACUUUGAAUUUGUUGUAUACGUGGAGAAAGGAUGACUGUUUGCCAGAAAUGCUGCAUUCUUUUCUUUGAAGUGCUUCGUGUCAUGCAAGUCCUAUAUAUAAGUCAUUUCAUUGACUAUCCUUAAAACGUUUUAUCCCUGUACAGUAUUUAUUGUCCAUUUUGUAACGUUUUAAGCUUUUAACUGUUGCUUCUGUCCAUGCGGUGCACCACCCACUGAGAGCCACAGGUCAAAAGGGAAUUCACAAGUCUCACGCCUCCUCCGUAGCAGUGACUGCAUCCGGGGGCAAAAACAACAGAACAAUGUUAAUCCAUGUACAUCAUCAUCAUUCCUGUCUCAUUUCACUGCAUCAAGCAUUUUAAAAA